Messenger RNA from Rubroshorea leprosula, 636 nucleotides. The record is from the annotation of a GenBank genome assembly. NCBI's taxonomy places the organism in Eukaryota, Viridiplantae, Streptophyta, Magnoliopsida, Malvales, Dipterocarpaceae.
AAACAAAACAAGUUGGCAGUCUCCUUAGAUUACUCAACAUGUCUGCUGCCACUAACGUUCUAAAGCUAUCUAUGAAAGUUAUAGAGAUGAGUUCUCCAGGCAUUUCCUGACCGUUGGUAUUCAACAUGUCAGGUUCUUGGAGGAACAAGUGCUUGCUCCUGACUCUUCUUGUUCUCGUUGUUCUCUCAGAAGCAUCAAGAUUGCCUAACUGGGAACAGAUGCUGCCUAAAAAGCUCCCAACUCCUUCCUCUUCCCCUUCUAAAGGCACCAAUUCUUUAACAACAUCAUCUUCAACUGCGGUUAAAACAGAUACAAGCCCUCCUUCAUCAGAUGGAAAGUCUGAUGUGCUCAUGGGUACAGGAUUAUAUGCAAUUGUAGAGUUGAGCAUAUUGAUGCUCGGAUGCAAUCCAUUGUAAAGAAGAGUAGCACUUAUUUGCUGACAAUGAUGUAUUUGUAGGAUUAUAAGUCAAGAUUUAAGAACUAAUCACCUUCUUCUAAAUAUUGCUCUAGAAGCUUAGCUUGUAUUGAGUAAUGCAGCUUGCUAAAUAACCUACUAGGGUUAUUUUCCAAGUAAAUUCUUGCAAUCAGAUACUUCUUGUAAUUGUUACUUCCUCAGAAUAAUUGAAUCAAGUCACU